Molecule: messenger RNA, 3041 nt
Organism: Telopea speciosissima
Lineage: Eukaryota; Viridiplantae; Streptophyta; Magnoliopsida; Proteales; Proteaceae
Product: pentatricopeptide repeat-containing protein At2g17140
Exons: 2
Coding region: 49-2688 (879 amino acids)
Molecular function (GO): protein binding
Source: RefSeq, a predicted model, not a curated record
UCAAACAAUUCAAACUGGGAACCAUAUCGAUUUUUUACCGUUAAAUUAAUGGACCAAACCUCAAAUCUGGCCAAAGCAUUCCUUAAGAACGCUCACAAUCCAUCCCUCUCAUGGAACCUAUUCAAACAAUUCCUCUCAUCUCCUUCUUCUUCGACAUCUUCUAUACCUCAGUUCAUUCCCGCCAUUGCACGCACUCUUGUUUGCGCCAAAAUGAUCCCGGAAAUCGAUCAACUCCAUGGGCUUCUCCUCGUUCAGCCUCCUGAAACAGCCCGCCUUUCUCUUAUCUCUCUUGCUCAAGCACUUGUGAAAUGUGGUCUCCUUGACAAGGCUCUUUCUGAAUUUCAAUCCCUUCGAAGCCACUUUCCGGCUGAAUCUCCACCAGUUCGCCUCUACAACGUGCUGCUCGAAUCAUCCCUCCGUGAAAAUCGGCUCGAAUGUGUAUCUGUGUUGUACAAGGACAUGCUUGUCGCCGGGACUCGACCGGAAACAUACACUUUCAACCUUUUGAUCUCAGCUCUCUGUGAUUCUGGUCGUGUAAAAGAAGCUCAAAAGGUGUUCGAUAAAAUGCGUGACAAAGGAUGUGAACCGAAUGAGUUCAGUUUCGGGAUUCUGGUUCGUGGGUAUUGCAGAGCUGGACUUAGUCUCCGUGGAUUGGAGCUCUUGAAUGGGAUGCCAAGUUAUGGGUGUGCUCCUAAUAGAGUGAUUUACAACACUCUGAUUUCUAGUUUCUGUAGGGAGGGUAAGGUUGUCGAGGCUGAGAAAUUGGUAGAGAAGAUGAGAGAGGACGGUCUCUUUCCCGAUGUUGUUACUUUUAAUGCCAGGAUUUCAGCGCUCUGUGAUGCAGGGAAGAUCCUAGAAGCUUCUAGAAUUUUCAGAGAUAUGCAGACGGAUGACACUUUGGGUUUGCCUAGGCCUAAUCUAAUUACCUUCAAUUUAAUUCUACAAGGGUUCUACAAGGAGGGAAUGAUGGAGGAGGCUGAAGUCCUGAUUGAAUCUAUGAAAAGAAAUGAUGCCUUUAGGAAAGUGGAGAGUUACAAUAUAUGGUUGUUGGGUCUAGUGAGAAAUGGGAAGCUGUUAGAGUCACAGUUAGUGUUUAAAGAAAUGGUGGCGAAGGGUAUAACCCCAAAUAUUUACUCUUACAAUAUUAUGAUUGAUGGGAUGUGCAAGAACGGAAUGACGUUGGAUGCUAGAAUGGUUAUGGGCUUGAUGAUUAGAAAUGAGAUUUCACCAGAUACAGUAACAUAUAGUACUUUGCUCCAUGGAUAUUGCAGUAAAGGUAAGGUCUCUGAAGCCAAUAAUAUACUCCAUGAGAUGAUGAGGAAUGGAUGUUAUCCAAACACUUGUACUUGCAAUAUCUUGUUGCAGAGUUUAUGGAAAGAGGGAAGGAUCUCAGAAGCAGAGAAAUUGCUGCAGAAGAUGAAUGAGAAAGGAUACGAAUUAGAUAUCGUGACCUGUAAUAUUGUGAUUGAUGGUCUCUGCAAGAAUGGGAGAUUGGAUAAGGCAAUUGAGAUUGUUAGUGGGAUGUGGAUGCAUGGAAGUGCCGCCCUUGGUGAUCUAGGGAACUCAUUUCUUGGUCUUGUAGAUGACACCAAUAGUAGGAAGAAAUGUGUCCCUGAUUUGAUUACGUACUCAAUCAUAAUUGAUGGUUUAUGCAAGGCUGGAAGACUAGAUGAAGCUAAAAGGAAAUUCAUAGAGAUGAUGGGGAAAAACAUGGAUCCCGAUUCAGUUAUCUACAAUACUUUUAUACAUGGUUUUUGCCAGCACGGUAAGCUAUCAUCAGCAUUUCGGGUUCUUCAAGACAUGGAAAAAAAGGGUUGCAAUUUGAGUAUUCGAACAUACAAUUCACUGAUAUGGGCCCUUGGGAGUAAACAACAAAUAGAUGAAAUCUACAGACUGAUGAAUGAGAUGAGAGAACGAGGGGUUUCUCCCAAUGUCUUCACUUAUAAUAACCUAAUUAGUUCUCUUUGUGAAGGAGGGAGGACAAAGGAUGCUACUUCCCUAUUGGAUGAAAUGUUGCGGGAGGGUAUCUUCCCAAAUAUUUCUUCAUUCAGUUUGUUGAUCAAAUCUUUUUGCAAGGCCUGUGACUUUGGGGCAGCACAAGAGGUGUUUGAAAUUGCUCUAAGCAUAUGUUACCAUAAGGGAGCACUAUAUGGCUUGAUGUUUAAUGAAUUUCUUGUUGGAGGGAAAAUUUCAGAGGCCAAGGAACUAUUUGAUGCUUCAAUAGAUAAAGGUUUUGACGUGGGAGCUUUUUCAUACAAAGAUCUUAUUGAGGCACUCUGCAAGGAAGAGAAGUUAGAGGAAGCUUGCAGCAUUCUUCAUAAGAUGAUUGAUAAGGGAUAUGGGUUUGAUCCUGCAUCAUUCAUGCCAGUGAUUGAUGGAUUGGGUCAAGGUGGAAACAAACACGAAGCUGAUGUACUUGCAGAGAGGAUGAUGGAGUUGGCCACAGAAGGAAGAGUAGCAAACAAGGUUUAUAGAAAAGGAUUUAAUGAGAAGGAAUUGAACCGUUGGAAACCAAAAGAAGGCGGGAAUUCUGGAAGUGAUUGGCAUACUAUGUUACACAGAGAUGAUGGGAGUGGAAUAGCAUUGAAAGUUCUUAAAAGGGUACAAAAGGGCUGGGGUCAAGGAAGUAUAUCAAGUUUGCAAUCCCAGAAAAAUGACUUGCUUGACUACUGGGAGGAUACUGGGUAACAAUUUAGUUCUCUGGAAUAAAUACUCGAGUUUGGCGUGGAGGUUCACAGUUCUGUACUAGCCAGAAGUAAAGUUUCAAACCAUGUAUACAAUAGAACCUUCUCCCGGGGCCAUAAAAGCGAAAGACCUGCUCUGAUCAUGAAAUGCAGUUGUUAUGGAUCGGACAGGUCAUAACCAAUGGCUGCCUUUGCCCACCCCUGGUAGAUGUUUGAGUAACACAUGCAUAACUAGGUCCAAUCUGGUGGAUUUCACAGGAGGACCGUUUCGUUGCUCACUUGGCCUAACUCAUGAUUCUCCUAGAUUGUUGUUCUCGAUUACCUUCCUUUAAGAGAUGAGAUGGGACGAAGGUAUCU